Messenger RNA from Didymodactylos carnosus, 627 nucleotides. The record is from the annotation of a GenBank genome assembly. NCBI's taxonomy places the organism in Eukaryota, Metazoa, Rotifera, Eurotatoria, Philodinida, Philodinidae.
AUGACAAGCGCCAGUCGAUUUCAUGUAUCGAAUUCUAGAUUGAUAGCCGACGAAAACGACAUUCCCACCUUCGUAACAAUGCGCGUCCAGCUACGUGAUGGUGUCGAACUCGCCGUUGAUUACCUUCCUGUCUCGAACACAGGACGUUUUCCUGCGAUCGUCGAGCUCACGCCCUACGGACGGGGACCCACAGGAGUAAGUUUUCGCUACGAAGGUGCCUAUUGGCACGAGCUCGGCUAUGUAUUCGUCGUCGCCGACUGUAGAGGCACUGGUGACUCGGGUGGUGAAAUGGCAUUUUUCGCUCGCGAGGGUAAGGAUGGCUAUGAUCUGGUCGAAUGGAUCGCGCGUCAACCGUGGUCUGACGGCCGCGUUGGAAUGCGCGGCUUCUCUUAUGCUGGAAGCAAUCAAUGGUAUGUCGCACGAGAAAAACCACCCCACCUAUCGUGCAUUACGCCAAGCUCGACAGUUGGGCGUCCGAUGGAAGACAUACCCUAUUACAACGGCGCGUUUGCGCUCAGUUGGGCGCUAAGUUGGAUAGGUUACGGUGUGAACAUCGCUCGACCGCCACCCAUCGAGGCCCAUAAUGACCCUACAACUUGGCUAACGCACCACCCGCUUCGCACGUAG